AUGACUCCUAAAACUCGCAGACCUUCACUGCUACUACAAAUGAAGUGUGUUCCCAAAUUUGGUCGUAUCAUUGUGAAACGAACGAAAAUGUUGAAGAGGCAUGGGAAAGUGAAAACGACGAGUAAACCACGUCCGGUUAGUGCUGAUUUUUUGCGAAUCAAUGACUGUUGGAAGGAAAACGGUGAGCGCGACGGCACGCGGCAUUCCGUCGACGGACGAGUCGCGCCGGACGAUAAGGCGAAGGUUUCCGCGGCUCUCGUCGUCUGA
Messenger RNA from Angiostrongylus costaricensis, 267 nucleotides. The record is from the annotation of a GenBank genome assembly. NCBI's taxonomy places the organism in Eukaryota, Metazoa, Nematoda, Chromadorea, Rhabditida, Metastrongylidae.